Molecule: messenger RNA, 2053 nt
Organism: Arachis stenosperma
Lineage: Eukaryota; Viridiplantae; Streptophyta; Magnoliopsida; Fabales; Fabaceae
Product: asparagine--tRNA ligase, chloroplastic/mitochondrial
Biological process (GO): asparaginyl-tRNA aminoacylation
Cellular component (GO): mitochondrion
Molecular function (GO): ATP binding; asparagine-tRNA ligase activity; nucleic acid binding
Source: RefSeq, a predicted model, not a curated record
UUUAUAAUUUUAUCAUAUAUUUAAUUAAACCGGUUGAACCUCUGAACCAUUGAACCAGUCACUCUACCGGUUCAUUGACCGGUUCGGUUCUCGCAACCUUGGUUUGGAGUUUGUACUGAAAAAAAAACGGAUAUAUCCUCCGUCGGAGUUGUCCUCAACAGCGCCACAGAAUGGGGGCAAUAGGGGUUGCUGCUGCUGCUGCCAUAUCUAUUGCACCAAAAGUAGCCAAGCACCUACGUCUCAAUCUCAACUCUUUUCUCACCACAUUCCCUAAAACCACCAUCACCACAACCACCAUGCCUCUCUUCCCCCGCUGCCGCCACUGCCUUUCUUCUUCCCUUUCUCCCCCCUUCUCCACCCGCUCCUUCUGCACCGCCACCCUCCAAUCCAGCGAUGCUGCCGCCACAGCACACACUAAAGUUGGAGAAUUUCGGAGGAAGCUGAAGGUGGCUGAUGUGAAGGGUGGGCCAGAUCAAGGGUUGGAUAAGCUUGGCCAGAGUCUUGUCAUCACGGGUUGGGUCCGCACUCUUCGUGUUCAGAGCAGCGUUACCUUUGUUGAGAUUAAUGAUGGUUCCUGCCUUUCUAAUAUGCAAUGUGUGAUGGAUUCGGGAGCAGAAGGUUAUGAUCAGGUUGAAUCUGGUUCGAUUACGACUGGUGCAUCUAUUUGGGUGCAAGGAGUUGUGGUGGAGAGCCAAGGAUCCAAGCAGAAAGUGGAAUUAAAAGUCAACAAAAUAGUAUUGGUUGGCAAGAGUGAUCCUUCCUUUCCCAUCCAAAAGAAAAGAGCGAGCAGAGAAUUUCUAAGAACAAAAGCGCAUCUUCGACCAAGAACAAAUACUUUUGGUGCAGUUGCAAGGGUUAGGAAUGCGCUGGCAUAUGCUACCCACAAAUUCUUCCAAGAGAAUGGGUUUAUUUGGGUUGCAAGUCCUAUUAUCACUGCUUCAGAUUGUGAGGGAGCGGGUGAACAGUUUUGUGUUACUACAUUGAUACCAAAUUCUCAUGAAACUGCUGAUUCUCCAGUCGAUGCCAUUCCAAUGAAUAAUGGAUUGAUUGAUUGGUCGCAAGACUUUUUUGGUAAACCAGCAUUUUUGACUGUUUCAGGCCAACUCAAUGCUGAAACUUAUGCUACUGCUCUUUCUGAUGUAUAUACAUUUGGUCCCACUUUCCGAGCAGAAAAUUCUAAUACGUCAAGACACUUGGCUGAAUUUUGGAUGAUUGAGCCGGAACUUGCUUUUGCUGAUCUAAAUGAUGACAUGGCUUGUGCUACUGCCUAUCUUCAGUCUGUAAUUAGAUAUGUUCUUGAUAACUGCAAGGAAGACAUGGAGUUUUUCAAUACAUGGAUUGAUAAGGGAAUCAUUGACCGCUUGAGUGAUUUGGCAAACAGAGAUGUUGUGCAAAUAACCUACACUGAAGCGAUAGAUCUACUGUCUCGAGCAAAUAAGAAAUUUGAAUUCCCGGUGAAAUGGGGUUGUGAUCUGCAAAGUGAACAUGAGCGUUAUAUAACUGAAGAGGCAUUUGGUGGUUGCCCUGUUAUAAUUAGAGACUAUCCGAAGGAUAUCAAAGCAUUCUAUAUGCGGCAGAAUGAUGAUGGAAGGACAGUUGCAGCCAUGGACAUGUUGGUUCCAAAGAUUGGUGAACUUAUUGGUGGAAGCCAAAGAGAAGAACGGCUUGAGUAUCUCGAAGCCCGCUUAGAUGAUUUAAAGCUAAAUAAGGAUGCUUAUUGGUGGUAUCUUGACUUGCGUCGUUAUGGUUCAGUGCCUCAUGCAGGGUUUGGUUUGGGGUUUGAGAGAUUAGUGCAGUUUGCAACAGGAAUGGACAAUAUAAGGGAUGCCAUUCCCUUUCCUCGUACACCUGCCUCCGCUGAGUUUUAGACCCUUGCAUAUAUAUGGACAGAAUCUACAUUCAUUUUAUUUUAUACGAACUUCUAUUUUUUAGAGUAGAGGUUAAGGGCAACUAAUUGUAUUCUUUAUCUGCACAACAAUAUUAAAAACAAUGUAUUUUGAGCAAUAUAAAUUAUAGAAUCUCUACUUGAAAAAAAAAGGGUUGUUUCUUGCUA